GGGGAGAUCCAGAGUGGCCCCUGGAGCCUGCCCCGGCUGCCCCCGGGGUGCUGGGAGGCCCUGCUGGGCGGUUGGGGGGGGUGGCGGGAAAGACAGACCCCUCUUGGUGGGGGUACCGCGCCUCCCCCAACAGCGCUGGGUAGGGAGGUGCCAAGCCGCUCCUCUCUCCUCUGGGCUAAGGCCUCUCUCUCCGCUGACUUCCCUUCCUGCCCCUCUUCCCCUUUGCUCCCCCUGCCCCACCCAGGUCUGUGCUCCCUGAGGAGCUCCUGUUUUUCCCUCUCCUGCCACCAGGCCUCUGGCUCUGUCGUCAGCGGUCAUGACUCUCGAAGGAGAGCCAGCCCUUGGCACAGGGUCACCAAGCCCAGUCCUCAGCCUCUCCUGUCCCCUGGAGUCUGGAUGGCGGCCUAGAGGGGGCCGUCCAGCCCAGCCCAUCUGGGGGUCUGCAGGAGUGGGACACGCUCUUUCACAUGUGGGACUUUGUCAUUUAUCUGGGCCUGGCUCUUUCCUAGAGGGUCCUCAUUCCUGAGCCUCGGGGACAACGGACUUAUCAGAGUAGGGCCUCUGGCUCCUGGAGGAGGUGCGGUCUCAGGAAAGGCUGAAAACCGGCCUCACCAAACAGGUGAGGCCGUGGAGCCCAUGCAGACGGGAGAGGGGCUGACCCGGGGUCAGGGCUCUGUUCCCCUUCCUCUGGGCUCCAGGCCUCUUCCCCGGCCACCAGGCCCUGUUGGUUUCCUUCCAGGUCUGACCCUCGAUGUAAUUGUUACCCUCCCCAAGACCCCUGCCGCCAAGCCUCCCCUCCCUCUCCUUCCUCUUUCUCUCCUUGGUGACGACAGUGACAGCACCAACCGAGAGCCCCGGCACCUGCUGGCCACCAGACCCGUGUAGCAUUUGGGGGUGGCUCCCUUUCCUUGAGCACAUCCCCCACCGUGGAGGUCAUGAAUUAAUGCCCCAGAGGGAGAGGUCCCAAGUACCCACGACAAAGUCACCAUGUCCCCAGAAUCUCAUGUUUUUACUUAAAGCAAAAUUCAUUCACAUAUGGUUUUCUCCUCGGUACGGAUUGACGCUUUACGAUAAGUGCUCCCAGAAGGCUUUGCUCACCCCGCCCCAGAGCCUCCUGAGCUGAGCUUCCUGCUCUCAGAAGUUGCUGAGGGCUCAAGGCAUCGAUGUCAGGGUGACCGAGUGACAGCGUGUCACCCGGCGGGCAGGCAGGGGAGCCAGACUCCGAGUCUGGUCUUGGCCAGCACAGGGCAGGGUGGGGACCCGGCUGCCCGAACAAAGGCCUGUUUACCAGGGCAGGAGGAUGCCGGCCUCGGGCAAGCCGGGCCCUGCGGGAUCCACCCACCGACUCACAAUGGGCAGCUUGUGUCCCAGCCAUCCGAUCCUCCCGGGGCUACCCUGGGCCUGGCGCCGUGGACAAGGCAAGCGGGGGGUCGGGACGCGCAAGGAGGAACCUCUGUGUCCUUGGCCAGGCCAGAUGCACGUGUGUGCCUGCGGGUCAGCUGAGACAGCAUGGGCCGAGUAGUGGCCCCAAAGCUGUCCACGUCCUGAUUCUGGAAACUGGGAAUGUGUUACCUUCUGUGGCCAAGGAGGGUCUGUGUCAGAGAGAGGCUGGCUGUGAAUGGAGCGGGGGGGCCACAGGCCAAGGGGUGCGGAGACCUCUAGAAGCUGGAAAAGACCAGGAAACUGAUUGUCUCCUGCAGCCUCCAGAAGGAACCAGUGCCACCCGCACCUUGCCUUUAGCUCAGUGAGACCCUGUAGGACCUCGGGCCCAGGAGACUGUACGGGACUAAAUCCGUGUGGGUGAUCUUUGUUACGACAGUGACAGGAGCCCCGUGCGCAUCGGGACCCGCUCCCCACCGUGAGUCACCGGAGGCCGUUACACCUGGCAGAGCCUGGAACUCCCCACCUGAAUCUCAGGGAGAACCCCUUCCACGAGGGGCUGGGGGAUCAGGUGAGAUGGGGCACACAGGGCCCAGCACAGCGGGAUGGCGUCCGUGUGGCCAGGGCCAGCUCCUUCCUUGUGGACAGGUGCACAGCCCUGUGACACGUGCUGGGGACACCUUCAAGGACAGUCCCCCACCCCCUCUCAAAGUGCAAAGGUCAGCCACUGGACAGAAGCCUGGUCACGGGGUGCGGCAGCCACUGCGGGAGCAGCGUCCGGCUCCGUGGAGCUUGACCGAGCGUCCGCGGGCUGAGUGAGGCCAGAGGAGUUUCCGGAGCGAAGGGCGGCGUCUGAGGGAGCUGUGGAGGCCGUGCGACCCUCCCACACAGAGCCGGGUCCCGUGCAGCCGGCCUGCCACUCGCUCCCUGGCCGGUGAUUUUGGACAUGCGUGAUGGCCGCGGCAGGCCGGAGCCUGUACCCGGUGGCCCUCUCCGCCUGUCCAGCCAACCCCACGGGGCGAGGCUUCUCCUGCUCCUCUCCACCGAAGCAACACGACCCUGCCAGCUGGAGCUUCAUAAGGAGCUGUCCCUGGAGACAGGGUCCUGAGCGGGGGGAUCUGGGAGUAGUUCCGGAUGAGGCCCGUGGCCGUGGCAGAGCCCCCGUGGACGGGUUUAACCUCCCGCCGGAGUUAAAGGCCCGGUGGGUCUGUCUCUGGCCCGGGAGUUCUCUGGGAAAGUCGUCUCAGAACUCAGCCAGCAGCGGCCGGAAGGCAGAGAACAACUCCCCACAGAGACCGCCCAGGCCCCUCAGCCCCCGGUGUCCCACAGGUACCCCUGAGAACGAGCACAGAGCGUGCUGGGUGCCCCAGGGGCCACCAGGCACUCCCCUACACGACAAACUGGUGAGCCCGAGACCGCUGCCCGAGAGCCCCCCCCCCCCCCCGCCCACUGCUCACCAGCAACUAGAAACGUGGCCUUUGGGGAAGAAGGGGCUACCCCUCCCCGAGCCAGAAACUCAGAUACUGUCCGCCUGGGAAUCUGGGGUGUCUGCUCCGGUUUCCCUCUGCUCUCCUGGGGGUGCCUGGGGGCUCCUGUUGCUGAGAUCUGCUCCCCGGACUCCUCAGAGGCCUGGGGAGAGCGUGUGUCCAUCUGUCCCCAGGGACAGCCCUGCCUGUCCUGCCAAUGGCACCAAGACCGGGGCGGCAGGCCUCCUUCCCACACCGGGAGGGAGAGGGGACCACAUCCGGGCCCCUCCUGGGUGGCGGGCGUCCCGGUCUGGUCUUUCACAGCCAGCCCGGGCACCCCCUGCCGAGCCAGGCACCCCCACUGGUUCCAGGGCGUGGGCACCGACCCCAAGGCCUUCCCCACCCACUCCAUUGUAGGGCUGCAAGCUUAGCACGUGUGCAAGUAUUUGUGGCCAGAUGCCUCCCGUCAGCCCUCCCGGGAGGCCUCCACCAUGAGUCACCGGCUCUGGUCUGGGGUCAGGCAGCAGCGGCCUCGCCCGUUCAGACUUUGGAGGCCUCACCCUGGAGAAGUGGGGCACCGACCCAGCUAGCAGCCUAGAGGGGCUUGGGGGGAAGGGCAAUUGGUCCUGCUCCUGGGCCCUGCCCCUGCUCUGAGUCGCCCGGACUGUGGCCCUCAGCGUGGCGGACGAGCUCACGGGCUCUCCAUCCGCGGUUCCUGCCUGCCAUAGAUGAGUCACGGUGACAGCGGAUGGUCCCGCCAGGCCUCGUGAUGUGUGGUUCUGUCCUGAGUGGCUCAGCUGUCAGGUUCCAUGCCCGGGGUGGCCAGUCCCGUGGCCAGGAAGAGCCAGGGCGGCUGCUGUCCUUUACCGAGGCAGACCUUCGUGAUGUAGAGCUACCCACAGGUCACAGGGCAAGUGGGGGAAGGGCAGCAGGGAGAGGAAAGGACUCUUAGGGUCUGAGGUGCUUGAUGGGGCCAGGACAGCCCCCCCCUAUCAUACCUGAGCCCCCAGGAGUGGGGGGAACAGCCGCCCAGGUUCUUGUCCUGGCCCUGCCCCAACCGAGCUUGCCCUGGGCCAGCCACAUCCCCUGGCCUCGGUGUCUUGAUCUGGUCCCGAGACACCAGCUUAGGCCAGUUAGGUGAGCUCAUAAUCAGGACAGGGGACUUGUUCCUCCUGCUCACCUGGCCUCGUGGGCUGAACCGUGGCCCCAGGAGAGAUGUCCACCCAGCCCUGUGAAUGUGACCUUCGUGCAACAAGAGUCUUGGCGGGCGUGAUUAGGGUCAAGAUGAGACCAUCCUGGCCGGUGGGGAGGGGACAUAACCCAGCGACAGAAAAAAGCACACACAGACUCACCGGGAAAAGGCGGAGGCCGGAGGGAUGUGUGGGAGCACCGAGGGCUGUCAGCAAGGCCCCGAGGCUGGGAGAGGACCCCCUCCCCGGAACCCUCAGAAGGAACUGGCCCUGCCCACGCGUGAUUUUAGCCUCCCAGUGCGUUGAUCUGUUACGGCUGCCCCAGAAACAGGUACAAGCACAGAGCCCGACACGGGGCUCAAACUCACAAAACCACAAGAUCAUGACCUGAGUUGAAACCAAGAGUUGGACUCUUAACCGACUGAGACGCCCAGAUUCUUGGAUUUUCAGAGGAGAGCAGACUGUGACCGUGCUCCUUGUAAGCGAGGACAAGGCCGCGGGGACCCACGUGAUAAGGAAGACUCGUGUCCUUGUGCUCGGGACCCAGCCCCGCAGUCUGUGUCACGGACAGCGCACGGGGUCUGGCCUCCAGGCAGCCGCGGCAUGGCUGGGGGGACAAGAUCUCCCACCUGGGGCCGAGGGCAGCACAGGACAGCAUGCGCUGGAAAAAGUGGUGGCCCUGAGGCCAGUGGGUGAGCUCUGGGUGAACAUGGGUCCUUCCUGGUCUGGUGCUUGGAGGAGGAAGCUUUCUGAGCAGGGCGGCCAGCGUGGCAUGUGGGGCUCCCCGGAGGUCAAGAGGGGCCAGCCCCGCCCCCCCGCAGCCCCUGGCAAGACGCCUGUGGAUGAGAGCCACCAUGGGACCCUGACUGCCCUGGAAGAGGCCAGCCUGCCGGGAUGUUCUGUUCUUCCUUAAAGACACACUCACGUGAACACGCUCCCACACCCACACGUGCACGCACAAAUGCAGGUGAGUGUGAGCACGUGCGCACACGCUUACACUCACACGUGGGCACACACGCACCAUGGGUGUGGUUGCUUUCCACGUUCGGAUCAGCACUGGCUUCAAUCGACAGGGCACUUGGCGAGAUUUGACCGCUUCUAGCACAGCACGAGGACCCUCUCCUCUCUUCCUGCCCCCCCGACCCCGUGCAGUCAGAACCCCAGCGCUCUGGCCUGGACUUGAUGGCCACGGAAGAACAGAAUAUCCAGGGGCCACGAGUAGCCACCCGGGAGGGUGACAGUGAGACAGCAGUGAGGGGUCCAGGUGGAAGGAUGCGUCAGGAGCUGAGGACAACAAUGCCAGGGCCUACCUCCCGGCCACGUUUGCCCUCAACCGUCACCCGGGCCGGGAAGUGCACAGUCCCGACGCUUUGGACCGGCCACUGGCAAACAACCCCGGGGCGCGGCAGGAAGCAGCCCUGACCCUCACCCUCCUGCUUGCUCCCCUUGGGUCUCCAGCCUCCAGGGGACCCCUCUCGAGGGUCUGCUGACAUCCUGCCAUCCCAGUCUGCCCGGACUCCUCUCCACCUGUCUGGAAGACAGGUGCCGCUUCCUGACAGGUGUUCCUCUGCCUUCCACAUCCUGGAAGCUUCCCCAGGGCUGAAAAUGCCUGGUGAGUGGCGGGCCAGCCUCAGGUGGACUAUGUGGGGCCUCCACGGUCCAGAGGUUUCCAGCUGGUGUCCCGCUCAGUCGUCCGAGGGCCAGUCGCCCGUGUCCACCUUGGAGCUGAGUUGGGCCGGGAGAUAGCAGAGUGGGAAGCCCAGAGAACGUUCUAGGCAGGCCUGCCAGGGACAGGGAGUGAGCGCCUCUGUCCGGGAGGCCCGUGGGAGGCUAUUGGUCCAACGGCACUGCCAGAGGACGUGUGUGAAUCCCAACUCCCGAGGCAGACGGCUUCGGAGGUGUGGGCCGCCGCCUGCCUCUGACGCGGCUCGUUCUGUUCGCCUCUGCUUCCUGGCCUGCUGCGGGUGGAGUCCCCUGCCAGGAACGAUGGUGCCACCUGGCUCCGUCCUCGACGCUCUGACGUCUGCACUCCGCCGUCUGGGCCAAGAUGGAAACCAAGCGGAAUGUUCCUGACGUGGGAUCUCCUCGUCCCACGGUCCCGUGGCACCCGGGCCACGUCGAGUGCGAAGGAGAGCCGUCCCUCCCCGGGUCAUCCUUCCCCUCUGGGAGCAUCGUCCACUGUUGGUUUUGGGGGAAAGUGGAGUCCGCAGAACUCUCUGGCCCCUUACGACAGACAGGCAGGAGUGGUGAGACGAGGGCUCAGGUGGUCUGAGUCCUAGCGGGGGCUGAGGACCACACACGGAUCCCCCACCACCUCCACGUGGCUCACACCCACCCCAGCCAUCUCCCACCAAAGUACUUCCGGCACCCCGCGCCCCCGCCCCCCACCGGCUCUAUGGCUGGGACCACGGGCCGCCCCCUGCCCCCAGGACCCAGGUGGGAAGUUGGAAAAGUCUGGCCCCACACCAACCGAAACAUGACCCCAGAAGCCCAGGCUCGGCCCCACUGAUUCAUCGGCAGAGCAAACUUCCUGCCCCCACCUGCCCCCACGCGGCUCACGCUCCCGUCAGCCAGAGCUCGGGGAAGAGGGUGAGGCCCUCCUGCUUGCACAGCGUCCCGGCUCCGACCCCACAAGGCUGGACAUCUGCUAGGCCGAUGACGGAUGUGACCACAGGCAGACGGUGGGCAUCAGGGCCACAGAAGCCCAGGAUCCGGCGGAAGAGGCCUUAAGAUCAGCGGGCCACGGGGCGCCGUGCGGGGCGGCAGGGAUCGGACGCAGCGUCAGCUUUUCAAGUCCCGUGUGGAUCUUCCUGCACAUUAGCAAAAAGCGUAGAGCAUCAAAACCUCGACGGAAGGAUGUCAUCUCUUGUGGCCGAGACUGGUGAGGAGGGCCGUUAGCCCCGGGCUGGCUGGACAGAAAGCGCCAGGCGCGUCGUGGACCGGCCUGGCUGAACUUCUGCCGUGGCCGGUGGGUGACGGAGGCGUGGGGUGCAUCGAUCUAGCCCAGGGCUCUGCGAACUGUUUCUGGAAAGGGCCAGAGAGUAAAUAUUUAGGCUCUGUGGCCGGCGGUCUCCGCUGCAUCCUCUCUGUUGCAAAAGUCACAGGGGACACGACGUGGACAAGUGGGCGUGGCCGUGCCACUUGAAACUUUAUUUAUGGACCUGAAAUUUGACUUUGGUGUGACCUCCACAGGUCGUCUUCCCCUCCCCCCACUCCAGGCACUUACGAAUAUUAAAACCGGGGCACCCGCGUGGCUCGGUCGGUUGAGCAUCUGACUUUGGCUCAGCUCACGAUCUCACGGUUGGUGGGUCGGAGCCCUGCGUCGGGCUCUGUGCUGACAGCUCGGAGCCUGCUUUGGAUUCUGUGUCUCCCUCCCUCUCUC
Messenger RNA from Felis catus (domestic cat), 7418 nucleotides. RefSeq names its product proline-rich receptor-like protein kinase PERK2. The transcript has 4 exons. The coding region runs from base 2334 to 3263 and encodes 309 amino acids. NCBI's taxonomy places the organism in Eukaryota, Metazoa, Chordata, Mammalia, Carnivora, Felidae. The record is from RefSeq and is a predicted model, not a curated record.